CCGGCCGGCCGGCCGGUUGGUUUCUUUUACCGGUUGAAUAUGAUCACUAUUUACUGUUAUUAGUUACCGACCCAUCUGCCUUUUUACACCAUGAUUAUUCUGUGACACAGGUUAUUUAAUCCAAAGAUUGUAAUUUGAUUUAUAAUAUAUAGAUGGGAACUCAUCACUUCUAGAAAGUAAGAGCCAAUUGAAAACUUAUCUAUUUAUUAACUGCUUUUCUAUCCCCUACAAAAGGAUAUUUUGGCGUCAUAAUCACAAAGGAUAUCAUUUAUUAUGAAUGAGUGAAUUCUUUAAUGUUGUUCAAUAUCCAAUGAUGACCAAGGAUCAUAACCACCAAUUGACACCACCAAAUUAAUUAUAACAACUCAUAUUAGUACCUUUUUUAUAAAUUCUAAAGAAUGGUUCGGAGUUUAAAACAUUUAAGAUAAAUUUGUAUUAUCCAUUUCGACGGAACAACCGUUGCAGGAAGAAGUUAAUACUAAAUAAUACACAAAUUGGUAAUUCUAUGAGCAGAACAAACAAAUCAUAAUUAUUCUAGGAUAGGUAAUAUUAAUUUGUUCCAAUGUAUGCAACUAAUGAGCGAAAUAAUUGCAUCCUAAAUUGUUUAGAAAAUUUUAAGUCUUCCCAUCAAUCUUCUGAAUGCCUCAGGUCAUAUUACUCAAGACCUUCAAUCAUAAUUGUUACUUUGAAUUACUCAAAAGAAAUUGUUUUCACUCACUCAGGAAAUUUUGUUCACACGCAAAUUCAAUCAUAACAGCAAUAAUCUACGUGUAUAAAUUGAACAUUCUCACUUGAAUAGUCAGUGAUCAAUUACGCACAUCAGAAGUUUAUUUUACUGAUCCAAAACAGUUUCUUGAAAAUUGAGUUCGUCUUCAUCAACAUUACCGUCAUUAUCAUCAGUAAAAAUAUUUCAACGGAUGAGUUCCUGUCAUUCACAAAAAUAUGAAGAGUUGUGGUCCUUUUCACCAUCUGCAUCAUCAACCCUAUCAACAUUGUCAGGCGUGUCGAUAGCCAAGAGAAUAUUACAAAGCAAACAACAACAAGUAUGGAAUAUCUUUCUUUCAACCGGUAUACUUCAAGUUGGUUUCCAGUGCCUUUGAAAUUAAAAGAUGCCUUUCUUUCCAAACUAUUGAUAGAAGUAACAUUAUUGGCUAGUUUAUUAUCAUACAUGAUACUGCCUAGCGCUUGUUGUUUAUCAAGACAUGGUGAUUUGUUUACAAAUCUGGAAACAACACCCCAACCAUUCAAAAAUAAUGGAAAACUUGUAAACCUAUCUCAAACCUCUUUUACUGCAAAUUUUUUUACAAACUACCAAAUAACAUCAGAUUACAUUAAUGUAGAUUAUUCAUAUUUCACUUGUAAAAAUAACAAUACAACCGUUGAUACUAUUACUACUACUACUUCUUACAGGAAUAGUGACUGGUAUGUUCAAGACAUUGAACAUGAUACUUCAAGUCCGAAUACCUUCGGUUUUAGUCACAUCAACUAUCAUGACUUCAAUUACUCAGUUAUUGGUAAUUAUCUAUGUCAUCAUAGUAGUACUGGAAAUGAAAUGUCAAAAGCAGGUUGUCACGCUGAAAAUGAACGAAAAAUUACAGUUAUUCAACAAAUCGAAACAAUGAAAUCCAAUGAAUAUCCUAUAUACUUUCAAAAAUACCAGACAAACAGAAGUCAACUUUCACAUGAGCAUUGCAAUGAAAUGUCUAAUUAUGAAGGUCAGGAUACAUGGGUUGGCGUACAGGCAAAAGAAGGCAAUAAUCCUUUUUAUAAAAGAUGUUAUAACCAGCUGGAACUGUCAUCCAAUUCUUAUUCAUGUGAGUUACACAAAACAGCAAUUGCUGAGUCUACGAAAGUUCAUGAGUUGACUGCAAUGAUGCUCACAUCCCAUCUAGACAAAUCUGUGACAAGUAAAUCCAGCCAUUUUCAAACUGAACAUUCCAGAACAUAUCAGGGACAUGAACAAUACAUGAAAAGAACGUCUGAAAAUCUUAUAGAUAAUAAAAUAACCAGUAAUGCUGUUAAUUGGUAUGGAAACAGUCAUCCAGUACGUAUGGAUCAGAAACGUAUACAUAUUGUGGAUCAUCCAUCAUUAUCACCAUCAGCAGUUGCAAAACAGUCAAUCCCAGAUUCCAUCUAUAAAUCAUCUUCAUCAAUUAAUGAUAUUUCACAUUCUUUAACAAUUGAAUUAUCACCAUCAAGUAAACAUAAAAAAGACAAUGAAGACAAUAACAAAAAUCCAAUACUGAGCUUUCAGUAUGUGGAACCACAUACAGUUGAAUUACUUGUAGUAAUAACCGAAAGAAUGAAACAGCAGUUUGGUUCAAUGAUCAAUGAAUAUUUACUGUCCACUAUGACAACAGUUUCAACGCUUCUACGACAUCCAAGUUUAAAAACUUCAAUUCAGUUAAGCAUCGUUGAUAUAAUAAUUUUGGAUCCUAUUUAUGCGCGUAGACAUAACCUUGAAGAUUGGUUGAACAGUAAACAAGAACAAGUUAUGGCUAGAUUUUGUAAAUGGGUCAAUCGGUUAAGAAGUUCUACCUUCACCUGGGAUUCAGCUAUUUUAUUAAAUGUAGGACAUUUCAAGUCAACCGCACUUGGAGUUGCACACUAUCGAUCAAUGUGUAAUCCAGAAAGUUCUUGUUUGGCUGUUCUUGAUCGUGGAUUUGGAACCGGACAUAUAAUAGCACAUGAACUAGGACAUCAAUUGGGUGCUAAACACGAUUUUGAACUAAACUCUGAUUGUGGUUUACAGGAACAAAAUCGGAAUACAGAUAUACCUGCAUGGAGUGGAACAGAUGAGUUAAAGUUGGGUACAUAUCCAUAUCAUGAUUGGGAAUAUAGAGAGAGCUAUUGGAAUCCAGAUGUACAUCAGUAUGAAUUCACAAAAAGAGAUACAAUCAUGUCUGGAACAUUAUACUUUGAUAACUUCCCCUUGAGAUGGUCUGCAUGUAGCCGCCAAGCAAUACAUUCGUUUAUAGAGUCAAAUACAGCUAACUGUCUACGACGCCUAAACGCUGAAUCAACAUUGUAUUCAGCGGAGAAAUUAGCGGGUCAAUAUGUGGACAAUCGUCCUGGACGAAUAUUUUCAUUAAAUCAACAAUGUGAAUUUGUUCUGAAAAUUAGAGGAACACAAUUUUGUGGUCAAAUGCUUCCAGUUUGCCGUCAACUUUACUGUCAAGAUAGUGAACACAAAUCUUGCUUACCCAUGGAAGCAGCUUGGGCUGAAGGAACACCAUGUGGAGAUAACAAGUGGUGCAUUCAAGGACAGUGCGUGUCGACUAACGAAAAUCCAACUCCCUCACACGGAGUACAAUUUUCAGAGAGGGAAUGUAAUAAUCCUGAACCUCAGCAUGGAGGAGAUUUUUGUCAUGGAACGAGAACAAGAAUGCGCUCAUGUGGAACUGAACCAUGUGAGAAAGUGAUAAAUAUACGUCAAAUAUUGUGCGAUCAAAUUGAUGGCCCAUAUACAGGACAACUAAGAGCAUAUUUCCCAAAACUUGGUGAGCCUACAUCAUGCAAUUUGAUAUGUCUGCACAACUCACACUCUAUUCCGCAUAGGUUCAGUUUACCGGAUGGUACUCCAUGUUAUUCACAAAGAGAUGAUAUAUGCAUUAAAGGCAAAUGUUGGGAAACUGGUUGUGAUGGUAUCCUAGGAUCUCGUUUACGCUUUGAUCGUUGUCGAGUCUGUGGUGGAGACAAUAGUACAUGUGAAGAAAUCAAGGGAGUUUUUAAUGGGAAUGCUAUGACUCCGCCUGGUAUGCAUUUACGUGGCUUAAUCACAGCUGUUCGUAUUCCUAGGGGAGUUACAAAUGCAUUCGUUCGAAAAGUUUCCGAUCGAAGUACGCCGUAUUCUUCGGAUUCUUAUGAUGACUUCAUGCUAUUGAUAUUUGAAGAAUUAAAAACUCAAAUACGCAGAGGUGAAACAAGAGAACCAUUCGCUGGAGCUGAACUUUACUACAGUGGUAGUCGAAGCCGUGAAGAAAUUGUCUCCAUCACUGGAAGGCUCAAUAAAGAUGUAAAUAUUGUUAUUCGUGUAGAGAAUACACAUACAACUCAGUCAUUGCCAACAGUGGAAUACAGUUAUUUUAUCGAUAAAUCUCAACAGAAUAGCCCAUUAUACUUUAUUGCUGAAAAUGAAGCCCGACUGGCUGAAGACAGAGUGAAUCGUCGUACUGGAAGAUCCCAGAAUGCUGUCUCAUUAUUUGCAGAACCUGAUAAAUUAAUGGUCCCAUUGCAGAAUAACCCUACCAGUGAGAUAGGACGUCAAAGAAAGAGACAAGAGAAACCACAAAUAUAUUUUGUUUGGAGGAUAAGUGAACUUCCAACUGGCUGUACUACAUGUGCAGGGAACGUUACAACACAUGCAGAAUGUUAUCCAUUAGUUCCUAAAGAAUCUGAAAGAAGUCAAUUCUCACAGUUUGAUCUCUUCAGACCAGUAUCUGAUUAUCGAUGUUCUUCUACACCCCGACCUCCACCUGUUUUUAGACGUUGUUCAGAUUAUUGUGGUGUACGAUGGACAGCUAAACCAGUACCAACAUCGAAAUCAUCAAAUAAUGCCAAUGAAAUUCAUACAAGCAGCUGCUCUGCACGAUGUGGUGAAGGUCACCAAGCUGUUUUCUAUGUUUGUGAAGAAUACAUUGUACCUGCUGAGCAAAAAGAUAAGUCAAAAGGGAUUUGGAGACCUGCUCAGCUUGGAGAAAUUGUAUGUCAUAAAGCAGGCCUAGGAAGUGCUACUUCACAACCAGCUUAUAUAACUUGUAAGGGUUCAUGUUAUCCAGUAUACUGGACCCUAUCAAACUGGACAAAAUGUUCACAUUCUUGUGGAGGUGGAAAACGUAAACGAACUCUUCAGUGUCAAGAUGAGAUAGGAGAAAAUUGGCCGAUUAGUGAAUGCAUAGUCCACGGUGAAUCAGUAGUUCAUCAUUUAAAAGCACCAAAACAAGUAAUUACUUUCAAGUUAGCACAAAAGAUCAUUGAUGAAUAUGAUCAGAAUAAUGAUCCAAAUAAAGUAUCAUUUGAGCAUAGCUUCUAUAUUGAGGAAUUUACUGACUGCUUCUCCUUAGACGAUUGUCGAAAUGAUAUAACCUGGUCUGUUAGUGAAUGGUCUGAAUGUGAACCUUUAGAUGACAAAAUGAAAUCAAUCUGUCGUUUAUUUGAUAGUAAUGUGAACCAUGAAGAUUUCAUAAGCAAAAUGAUUGGUGUCCACCAUCGCAAUGUUUCAUGUUUACUGAACAAUAACGAUAAUUAUCAUCCAUCUUUAAAGAAGUAUAUCAUAUCUGAACAAUCAUUAUCUAAGCAGACUAUAAACAGAAAAAGGUUGAAUUUAGAAUUCUGUCGUAAAGCAAGUAUACUAGGAGAAUUGAUUGAAGAACCAUUUAGCCGGGAAGCAUGUAAUCAACUUAUUUGUUACAGGUGGGGCAAUGGACAAAUGACUUCGUGUUCUGUCACUUGUGGAACAGGAAUGAAACAAAUUAAAAUACCAUGUGAACGGAUUAGCUUAAAACAUGAAACCGAUGCAUCCAAUGAAAAGAAAGUUGUAUUGGAAAGUAUCGAUAUAGUGAAUAGUGAUAAAUGUAUGGAAAGUCUUCAGUAUAUUCCACGGUUAUCUACUGAUAAGAUGAACAGAACUGUUUAUGUGGAAACUAUUGAAAGACAAAUAAUCGAUAAAGAUGCUAUACCCUUGAAAAUUGAUGAUAUAAAUCAGCCUAUUGUUUUACCGUGUAAUGAAGAUCCCUGUGAAUUACGAGUACCAGCUUGGAGAACUACAUCGUGGAGUUCUUGUUCUAGUUCUUGUGGACUAGGUGUUAAACAAAGGCAAGCGAUGUGUGUCAUCGAGAUUCAAUCAAAUCAACCCAAAAUGAACCCAUCUAAGCAUGAUUCAGAAGUGUACACAUCUAUAUUUACAGCGAGUCGAUCAGAUGUUGGAAUUGUUGAUUCACAAAUUUGUCAUACAGCAUUAUUGCCUAAACCAACAGAACAAGAAACUUGUCUUGAGGCACCAUGUCCUGUAUGGCGUACAGAGGACUGGCAAGAAUGUGAUGGUGUAUGCGAGUAUGGAAUACAACGUCGCCAAGUUCGAUGUGUCAUUGAAUUAGAUUCAUCUCAGUUAUCCAGCAAUAACCUGUCUACAGAAGAAAAGAAUGAUUCAUUAAGAUUACUUUUAAAUAAUCCUGAUUCAUCUGCACUAAUAAGACGCUCACGUUCAGCAAAUGUAGUGGAUGUAGAUCAUGAACGUUGUCGAAAUGCUGGUAUCAAACCGAUUUCUGAACGGCCUUGUUUAAUCAAUAUCAGAUGUCCUUAUUGGUAUAAAAGUGAAUGGUCUAAAUGUUCAGUCAAAUGUGGAAUGGGUAUGAGAUCACGUCAAGUGGAUUGUCGUUUUCCAAAUGGAACUUUGGUUGAUACAGAGAUAAUAAACAACAAUCAGACGGACUUCCAAACUUCAGAAAUAUUCCCAAUACGCUCACUGCAAAAAGUUGUUGAAAGUAUCAAACAAACAAGUGUUCUGAGAUAUAGUUGUAGUACUCCACGUCCUAUUGACAGUAUUGCGUGUAAAACACGUCCGUGUAGAAGACGCGAAGUAUUCUGGUGGCCUGUUACCACUUCUGAGUGUAGAGUAACAGGAUGUAAACUGGAUAAACGUGAACGAGUUAUAAAAUGCAUAAAUCCAAGACGUGGACCAGUUCAUGAUGCAGCAUGUAAUCAUUUAAUCAGACCAGUAAAUUGGACAAUUUGUGAAUUGUUUACGUGUAAAACUUUUGAAUGGUCAACAGGACCUUGGAAUUCAUGUCCAGAUACUUGUGGAUCAAGAAUGAAAUAUAGACAGAUUACAUGCGUAGAUGAUUUAGGCAAUGAAUACUCUGAAUCAUUGUGCCCAGCGAAUCUCAAGCCUAAUAGCUGGAGUGUCUGCCCAAACUUAUGUUCAGAUGUUCCCAAAAGUUGUUGGGAGUUUAAACAUCGUUUUCCUUCAGCUGAUGAUGGUACAUAUCAAUUAUUAAUUGAAAGUUCCUUAGUUUAUAUAUACUGUGCAAACAUGGGGACACCAAAUCCAUCAGAAUACAUCACUUUGCGUCAAAUCAACUACGCUGGAUCUUCCGAAUUCUUACAACCAUAUCCUGAUUCCAACUGGUGUCCUACAUUCAAUGGAACAGCUUCACCAUUCAAUUCAUCUGAAAAUAUCUAUCACACUCAUUCAAAUAUUGACUUAUCGAAAGAAAUCUCCGAAUCUCUGUUAACAAGCAUGGAAGUGAAUGCUAUGAAUUGCCCGAAUUGUCCAUCUAUACCAAAUUUAGCCUCUAAAACAUUUUAUCAUAAAAUAAGACUGGAUAUAUAUAAAUUAGAAGUAAAACUUGACGAUGCGCGAUUUUCACACACUAUUGGUUCAUCAAUAAUGCCUUAUGCAACUGCAAAGGAUUGUUUCUCAUCCACUGUUUGUCCACAGGGACAAUUUCAGAUUGAUUUAAGAGGUACAGGUUUUCAGGUGAGUGUUAAAACACACUGGACCGUGAACAGCAAUACUGAAGGAAUAUCUCACAUAUAUCGACUACAUGAUGGACAAGUAAUACGUGGUCGGUGUGGAGGCAGAUGUACAGGAUGUUGGCCACAACCAGGGCUAUUCCUCGAUGUUGUAACAGACCAACGAUUAAAUCACUCCAUUGAAUAA
This is a messenger RNA of Heterobilharzia americana, 7660 nucleotides long. Lineage: Eukaryota; Metazoa; Platyhelminthes; Trematoda; Strigeidida; Schistosomatidae. The record is from the annotation of a GenBank genome assembly.